This is a messenger RNA of Medicago truncatula (barrel medic), 1524 nucleotides long. RefSeq names its product glycosyl hydrolase 5 family protein. Gene Ontology annotation, biological process: polysaccharide catabolic process. The coding region runs from base 1 to 1524 and encodes 507 amino acids. The transcript has 4 exons. Gene Ontology annotation, molecular function: hydrolase activity, hydrolyzing O-glycosyl compounds. The record is from RefSeq and is a predicted model, not a curated record. NCBI's taxonomy places the organism in Eukaryota, Viridiplantae, Streptophyta, Magnoliopsida, Fabales, Fabaceae.
AUGUUGAGAAAAUCCUUCCAAUCCUUGAUUCUUCUUCUCUUUGUUUUCACCUCUUCAUCACAUUCAAAUGCUUAUCCUCUAUCAACACAAUCAAGAUGGAUUAUCGAUGAUUCAACCGGUGAACGGGUGAAACUUGUUUGCGGCAAUUGGGCUGGUCACCUUCAACCAAUGAUCCCUGAGGGUCUAGAUAGAAUACCCUUAAAGGAACUUGUUGGUGAGCUUGUGAAAAACAGGUUCAAUUGUGUUAGACUAACAUAUGCAGUUUAUAUGUGGACAAGACAUGCACAUGGCAUUGUGAAUAACACUUUUAAUUAUUUGGAUGCACCAGAAGUUGUGGCUGGUAUUGCUAAGUAUAAUCCUUCAAUUUUGAAAAUGACUCACAUUGAGGCUUUUGAUGCUGUUGUGAACGAACUUGGUGCUCGAAAUGUUAAAGUGUUGCUUGAUAAUCAUGUUAGUGAGCCUAAAUGGUGUUGUAAUGACGACGACGACAAUGGUUUCUUUCAUGAUCAACACUUUGAUCCUCAAGAAUGGAUUCAUGGACUUACCUUGGCAGCCAAGCACUUUUAUGGACAUCAACCUAUUGUGGCAAUGAGCUUGAGGAAUGAAUUGCGUGGUCCACGCCAAAACCUAAGAGAUUGGUACAAGUACAUGAGCCAUGCAGCAUUAGUCAUCCAUAAAACAAAUCCAAAUGUGCUUGUGGUUAUCUCAGGUUUGAACUAUGACACUGAGUUGCAGUUUUUAAGGAACAAUCCACUGAAGAUAGACUUAGGGGAAAAAAUGGUGUAUGAGGCACAUUUAUACUCAUGGUCUGGAAUUGGAACACUCAAAUUGAAAGAAUUUUGGAGUAAGCAACCAUUGAAUAGAAUAUGCGCCGAAAACAUUGAAGGGUUAGACCAAAGCGCUGGUUUCCUUACCUCCGGUAAGAAUGCAGUUCCUUUGAUCAUUACUGAGUUUGGAUUUGACCAGACAGGUUCUUCAGUUGAAGAUAAUAGAGAAGACAAACUCCAACUCGAUGAGUCAUUUGGUGUAGUAGAUGCUACUUGGCACAAGCUUAGAUACCCUAAUUUCGCGGACAAGUUUCAACUUUUGCAAAGGAAGAAUCAAGAUCCUACUUCCAAAGUCUCUGAAGCAUAUAUUAUGUACCAUCCUCUUACUGGUCAAUGUGGUCAAGUGAAUGACAAGAAUGAACUUGAAAUCGGUAGCUGCGAGAAUCAAACAAGAUGGAUUUAUAAUGGUUCUCAAAUCCUUUUGAAUGAUUCCAAGAAGUGCUUAACUGCUAUUGGUGAAGGGCUUCCAGUAGCUAUUUCUGAUGAUUACGAAAACAAGAACAGUUCAUGGAAAUCUGAAUCACUUUCUAGACUUCAUUUGGCUACUGUGGAUCAAAAUGGGAAACAUCUUUGCUUGCAUAAGGAUUAUAACUCAUCUUUUGUUGUGACUUCAAAAUGUAUCUGCAUAAAUGAUGAUUCUCUUUGUCUUGAUGAUCCACAGAGCCAAUGGUUCCAACUUGUUGCAACCAAUGUUUAG